This is a messenger RNA of Owenia fusiformis, 1052 nucleotides long. The record is from the annotation of a GenBank genome assembly. Lineage: Eukaryota; Metazoa; Annelida; Polychaeta; Sabellida; Oweniidae.
GAUAAAACACAAUGAUAUAGUUUUGAGCAGGCUUGUGCAGAUAGCUGCAUUGUAGGUCUGUAUUGAGUAUUGUUAAAAAACAAAGCUGAACCUUUAAAGAAAGAAAAACAUCAGGAAAACAAAAAUGUUGUUGGGAACUUACGUUAUCCUCGUUGCAAUUUCAAUCGUGAAAUGUGCUCCGAGCAGUCAAAUCAUCAGUGGGGUGGAAGCUAUAAAAGGAGAGUUUCCUUCUAUGCUUUCACUGCAGAGAUUUAACUCAGCAACUGGAUGGAGCCAUGUCUGUGGUGCCACCCUGAUCAACUUUGAGCAUUCAAUCACUGCUGCUACUUGCUUCUUGCAAUCAAGCAACGCGACAGAGUACAGAGUUGUUGCUGGGCUACAUGAGUUAGUCAAUACUCCAGAGCAACAAUUCUUGACAGUAUCGACCAUUGACAUAAACCCGUCAUUUGCGAACGAUCCUGCGAACGGCUACCCCAAUAACAUUGCGGUCCUUAGGCACCAGGCCGCCACACGCACUGCCUACGUGAACGUCAUUGCUUUGCCUACGACAGCUACAUACUACGACCAGUUCUGUAAUAUCACCGGAUGGGGCAGAUACGAAGGAGGUGAGCCGGCGCCUGUGCUGCGACGUGCCAUGGACAGAGUGAUCAAUGAUCUUGAUUGCAACGCAGCUUAUCCCACCAUUAACAUAAACUACAACUAUCAUAUAUGCUUUGGAGAUGGCCAAAUCAGCGCAUGUGGGGUUGAUCAUGGUGGUCCGAUCAUUUGCCCAGAACCACAGGGAAGUCCAGCUAUUGCUGGUGUUAACUCGUUCAAUGACAUCAGCUGCCAAAAUGGUCCUUCCGUCUACACCAGAGUGUCGACAUACCUGACCUGGAUAUGCUCAAUCACGCAGAGUUGUUAGAAAUACGGCACUCGGUUGUUAUUAUAACCAUGCAUGUUAAACAGUGUGCAGUGCACUCAUUUGUGAGUUACAACGAGAAGUUCCUAGUUGGCAGAAUUAUUAAGAAUUGUAAAUAACAAAUAAUAAAUAUAUUUUAUGUUAUUUUCGA